AUGCACUUAGUGAUGCAAAGGAAUGGCCAUGUGCACAUGGCCGCAUUCGGUAGCCAAUUUUGUAUCAAGACGCCUCUCAGGCUGUCUAACAUUUGCGGACACCUUACUUUGCAUCAAGUACGGUCUGAAGCACUUGCGAUAACGGAUGCGGCGCAAAACACAUCUUUCAGGGGUUUCCCGAGAGAGAUGAGAGGUGCACCGCCGUGGAAUCAAGACUUCACCAAGAUAAAGAGGAGAGGUACGACGGUGGUAUACAAUGUCAACACAAUCCAUUUGCCUCCGAUGGCGAGCGGCCAAUCAAUUCUGAAUGCUGGUCACAUCGAGCGGAUGUUUAUCGCAUCCGCGAACCGGGCUAAGAACCUCGGGGCAUAUGCGCGGCGGACAACUCAUAUAGGCUAUCACCGGAACAAACGGAACACCUCGCACACGCGCGUGAUGGAGAAGCAUACCUUGGUGGGCGAAAUGUGCCCCUUCUGCUGCCCGGGCGUCGAAGCCAUUCCAGGAGUAGGCGACGAGGUAGCCUCCCGAGAGAUACCGUUAUGUAUACCACCAGGAGAUGUGCGCAGAGAUGAAGAACCGCCAGAGGAGGAAGACAAAAGCUUCUCGGGCAGGAAUCCGAGCCGUUUUGACGGGUGCGAUUCAGCGCUCGCAUGGCCAGCGCUCGCGUCUGCAUUGCUAGAACUGUUGGCGCUCUGCAGGAGUCCUACACGGGGUGUCUCGUCACCCUGGCUCGACGAGCGGCGGCGCGUCGGAUUGCGGCCGAAGAUAGAGCCAUCUUGGGAGGAUCGUCGAGUAUGGCCGCCCGCCAUCGCCCGCUGCCGUCUUCCAGGAGAUGAGCGUGGGCAAGGCCAACGUUGUGCUCGACAGGGGCAGACCGUUGAGUACGACAAAGAUGGUCGUCAGAAAGCGUACCGCCGUCGGCGGGGGCUAGGCUCGCAGGUACCCUUUACCGUUCUUGCUAUUGAGUCGUCUGCAGAUGACACCUGUGCUGCCGUGGUGACCUCGGACAGACAGAUUCUCUCUAAUGUUGUGGUGAGGCAGGACAGCUUCCAUGAAUCGUAUGGAGGUAUACACCCAUAUAUUGCUAUAGAGGCCCAUCAGCAGAACAUGCCAGGCGCGGUGCAGAAAGCACUACAGGUGGCUGGCAUGUCCGCAACCGACGUUGAUGGUAUUGCGUUUACGCGCGGGCCUGGUAUUGGGGGAUGUCUCAGCGUGGGCUCGAAUGCCGCAAAGACCCUCGCGGCAGCCCUGAACAAGCCGCUAGUCGGUGUACACCACAUGCAAGCGCAUGCGCUCACGCCCUUCCUCACAACGCCCGCUAACUCGCUUCCCACAUACCCCUUCCUCACGCUCCUCGUCUCCGGCGGGCACACCCUCCUUCUCCUCGCGACGUCCCCGCGCGCGUUCCGCGUGCUCGCGACGACGCUCGACGAGAGCAUCGGCCGCGCGUUCGACAAGGUCUCGCGUAUGCUCGCGCUCCCGUGGUCCGCACAUGGACCCGGCGCCGCGCUCGAGCAGUUCUGCAGGGACGGCCCUGCUGGAGGGACGGGCGCACCGGGCGGGGAGGAAAUUGGGAGCGGGGAGCCAGCGGAAGCACCACAUAUCCCGCUACCCAUGCGUGGCCGGCUCGCGUUCUCGUAUACCGGCCUGCAUUCGAGCGUCGAGCGCUUUCUGCACGCGCGAGGGGGUGUGGUGGACGCGCGCACGAAGCACGCGAUUGCUACGACGUUCCAGAAGAAUGCUGUCGGCCAGCUGGAGGAGAAGCUAGCCCUGGGCCUGCAGCUCUGUCGGCGGAAGGGUAUCCAGAUCCGCCAUGUCGUUGUCAGUGGCGGGGUAGCGAGCAACUCUUAUCUAAGGGAGAGACUGCGUAUAUGCUUGGACGAAGCGAGCCCAGACGAGCACAUAGCACUUAUCUUCCCGCCGCCGUCGCUAUGCACCGAUAACGCCGUCAUGAUUGCCUGGGCCUCGAUGCACCGCUUCCUUGCUGGAGACACCGAUGACUACACCGUCGAGCUCCGUCGCAAGUGGAGCAUAGAGGAGCUGGACCCUUCCGCUCCUGCAAUACUUGAUGAAUAA
Molecule: messenger RNA, 2076 nt
Organism: Postia placenta MAD-698-R-SB12
Lineage: Eukaryota; Fungi; Basidiomycota; Agaricomycetes; Polyporales; Adustoporiaceae
Exons: 10
Coding region: 1-2076 (691 amino acids)
Biological process (GO): mitochondrial tRNA threonylcarbamoyladenosine modification
Cellular component (GO): mitochondrion
Source: RefSeq, a predicted model, not a curated record